Plasmodium knowlesi strain H is the source of this 1524-nucleotide messenger RNA. RefSeq names its product eukaryotic translation initiation factor 5, putative. Gene Ontology annotation, molecular function: eukaryotic initiation factor eIF2 binding; GDP-dissociation inhibitor activity; translation initiation factor activity. NCBI's taxonomy places the organism in Eukaryota, Apicomplexa, Aconoidasida, Haemosporida, Plasmodiidae. The transcript has a single exon. The coding region runs from base 1 to 1524 and encodes 507 amino acids. The record is from RefSeq and is a predicted model, not a curated record. Gene Ontology annotation, biological process: formation of cytoplasmic translation initiation complex; formation of translation preinitiation complex; translational initiation. Gene Ontology annotation, cellular component: cytosol.
AUGUCGUACAUUAACAUCCCGCGGGAUCGAAACGAUCCAAACUACAGGUACAAGAUGCCCAGACUGAUAUCGAAAAUUGAAGGAAGAGGAAAUGGCAUCAGGACGAAUAUUGCGAACAUGGGGGAAAUAGCAAGGUCGUUGAAGAGGCCGCCAAUGUAUCCAACCAAAUUUUUCGGAUGCGAAUUAGGAACGAUGGUAAAAUUUGAAGAAAAUGAAGAGAAAGCAAUUGUAAAUGGUGCACACAAGGAAAACGAUUUAGUAAAUAUAUUAGACAAGUUCAUCGAAAUGUAUGUUCUCUGUCCUCACUGUUUAUUACCCGAAACGGAUAUCAUCGUUAAGAAGGGUUUCCUAAUAUGUAAGUGUAACGCAUGUGGAAAUAUUGGAGAGCUAAAUAAUUCCCACAAAAUCGCUACGUACAUGAUUAAGAACCCCCCCCAGAUAAGUACCGUUGGAAGUAAAAAGAAGAAAACGAAAGAGAAAAAGGUGGAGAAAAAUGGCAAGGGGAAAGGUGAAAAAGGAGGAUUAACGGAGAAGGGGGAUAAAAAUGAAGAAACGAGAAAUGGAAUUCUACCAUCCGGAGGAGACUAUGAUAGUUCGGAUGCUCUAGACACAGAUAAAAGUAAUCCAGUAAAUAGUGAAAAUGUUAAGAAAGACAAAAAAUCAAAAAAAAAAGAUAAAAAAAAAAACAAAACAGAAGAUAACUUUGUAUUAGAAAAAGAAUCUCUCCAUUUUGACAGUGUAGAAAUUAAAGAAGUUAUAGAUAGGUUGAGGACCCUAUUUGUUACCUUCCCAAAUAUCAGUGAAAAUGAUUUCUGUGAGGAACUUCGUGUGUUGCAGGUAUCUCAGAGCUUCGACUCCAAGUGUAGAAUUUUCAUUUGCCUCUCUGCUUUGUUUGACAAUCAGAUAACCAAAGAGUUAUUACAGAAGUAUAUAAAAUAUAUAAAGAAAGUUAACGAUACUUCGGUUACCGUUAUGGAUAUUUUUCUCGCGUUAGAAUACUAUGUCAACAAGGUAGCUGUGAACGCGCUUAUUAUUUACCCUUAUAUUUUACAAGUACUGUACAACAAUGACAUUUUAGAAAGCAAGGAUAUUAUUAAAUGGUAUGAUGUUAGCAGCUCUGCGACGGCCUUGUUCGAAAAGAGUAACAACUCUGAAAGCCUUGAUGAAAGAAAUAAGUACUACUUGGAGUGUUACAAUAAAUGCAAAUGUAUGGCUAAACAUUUCGUUAGUUGGUUGAAGGAAAAUGAAUCUGAUGAAGAUGAGUCGGAGGAGGAAGACAACCAAGUUAGUAACCACGUGAAUAGCAACUUAACAAGCUACAAAGUUAAGUCUUUGCGAAAUAAUGAUGACAAAAGUAGGGAAACCCCUAACGGGGGUAGCACCAACAACGUAGUCGCCAACGACAACGAUAAGGCGUUUGAAGAUUCCAAAAGUGAAAAGUGUGAGGAAGAAAUAUUUUUGGAUGCGAAAGAUGGUAUCAACUACACGGGCGAUGAGGAGGAAAUCGACAUCGAUGCUAUUUGA